AUGGCCUUUUUGGGUUGGCAUAUUAGGCCUCCAGGUAAUUUGUUGUUGUUUAUGAGGAUAAUACCAAUAAUUAGUAUAAUAAUAAUAAUAAUGACGACAAAAUCAUCUGCUGCCAUGAUGAGCGAUGUGGAUGCUUUGCUAAAAAUGAAGCAAUCCUUAAACAACCCGCUGUCUCUUGAUUCAUGGAAGCAAGGUGGGACGAGGCCGUGCGAUGGAUGGGUGGGCCUUAUCUGUGCUAAGAAUGGGAUUGUGACCGCCCUCCGUCUCCGAUCAUUGAAUCUAUCCGGCGAGAUAGACAUUUUUGCUGUGUCACAAUUGCAGGGACUACGGGUCAUCAACCUCGUGAACAAUUCGUUUUCUGGGCCCAUCCCUGAAUUCAACAAACUCGGGGCUUUGAAGGCUAUUUAUCUGUCAAUGAAUCAAUUUUCGGGCGAGAUUCCUUCAAACUACUUCACCAAAAUGGUGUCUUUGAAGAAGAUAUGGUUGGAUAACAACAGAUUCUCAGGCUCCAUCCCUUCUUCCUUGGCGCAACUCCCCCGUCUCAUGGAGUUGCAUCUCGAAAAUAACAAGUUUUCAGGUUUCAUCCCAUCAAUAGGGCAACAAACUACUUUGGAGUCGCUUAACUUUUCAAGUAAUCAACUCACAGGGGACAUUCCUUCAAGCUUAUCAAGAUUUGAUGUGGCCUUAUUUGAUGGAAACCCAGGGCUUUGCGGGCCAAAGUUCCGUAGGCUAUGUGUUAGCAUGAUACAAACGUCAAAGCCACCGGCCCCUCCGCCUCCCGAGUCUUUACAGAUGGCUUACAUGCUCAUGGGUGUCUCUGUUUUCAUGCUCUUGUCGAUGAUAAUUGCCAUCUUUGUGUUGGUGAAGAAGAGGGAAAAACAAUUAGACACAACGUCCUCAUCAGAGAAACGAAAACUUAACGAUUCAUUUGAUCAUUUGGGCGUGGUUAGCCCAAACGAGUCAACAACGACCCGCCAGAAGAUAAUGUUUGAAAAGGGCGGGGGUGGGGAUGUAGUGCUGUUAAACAAAGGCGGCAUGGCUGCUUUUGGGAUGUCGGAUCUGAUGAAAGCCGGUGCAGAGGUUCUGGGGAACGGAUCCUUGGGGUGUUCGUAUAAAGCGAAACUGUCAAGCGGGUUGACAUUGGUGGUGAAAAGGCUGAAAGAAAUAAAUAAGAUGAUGGAUAAAGAGGGUUUCCAAGGAGAAAUGAGACGUCUGGGAAGACUGGAGCACCCAAAUGUGUUGGCACCACUGGCUUGCCAUUUUCGCAACAAGGAGAAACUCGCCAUCUACGACUACAUCCCUAAAGGCAGUUUACUUUACCUAUUGCAUGGUGAUCGAGGGGAAAGUCAUGCAGAGCUUAAUUGGCCAGCCCGUUUGAAAAUCAUUCAAGGAAUCGCACUUGGAAUGGGUUAUAUUCAUGCAGAACUAGGCAUGCUAGCCUUGCCUCACGGAAACUUGAAAUCAAGCAAUGUUCUUCUCCGCCAUGAUAAUCAGCCACUCGUUGUGGAUUACGGUCUUAUCAGUAUUAUCGAUGCACAUCAUGCCCCUAACGUGUUAACCGGCUACAAAGCUCCCGAAACAUUAAUAGAUGAGAAGCAUUCGGUGUCACCCAAAUGUGAUGUAUAUAGCCUAGGAAUCAUCGUUCUUGAAAUUCUAACUGGCAAAUUUCCGUCUCAAUACCAUACAAAAGGCAAAGGCGGCACAGAUGUAGUCCAAUGGGUAAAAUCUGCUAUUGUAGAGCAGAGGGAAGUGGAAUUGUUAGAUCCAGAGAUCACCACAUCAGUCGUAGGGCGGUCAAAUAAUUCUAUAGGCGAAAUGCAGAAACUCUUGCACAUCGGUGCCGCAUGUACAGAGAGUCAUCCAGAUAGCCGGAUUGACAUUAGACAGGCAGUUAGAAGAAUAAAGGAGAUUCGGGUUAGUUAA
This is a messenger RNA of Erigeron canadensis, 1923 nucleotides long. Its product is annotated as pollen receptor-like kinase 6. NCBI's taxonomy places the organism in Eukaryota, Viridiplantae, Streptophyta, Magnoliopsida, Asterales, Asteraceae. The record is from RefSeq and is a predicted model, not a curated record. Gene Ontology annotation, biological process: protein phosphorylation. The transcript has 2 exons. Bases 1 to 1923 code for a protein of 640 amino acids. Gene Ontology annotation, molecular function: protein binding; protein kinase activity; ATP binding.